CCUGGGAAGCUUGGACCAAUCGCCUGCAGCUGCUCCCUGUUCCUUGCCUUGACCUCCGCCGCAUAUCAGAGCUCCAGCGAGACAUGUUAUCGUCACCUUGAACGCCUCCCGUCUGGUCUGCGAACCUGCGGCGCCAUCGCAUAACCGCCCAUAUUUUGGGUAUAGAUAGUGCUUUUGUCUGGCUACCUCCUCCCAGCGGCAAUAAUGUCUCUAUUCGGAGACGAGGACCUGCCCCCGCGACCCAAACAGUCGUCAUCGCUGUUCGACGACGAUCCGAAGCCCGCUGGCAACAGCUUGUUCGCCGACGACUUGCACGGCGGCGACUCGCCGUGGGCCUUCCCGACGCCCAAGAAGGCAGCGCGCGGAUCGCUGGUCAAGUCGCUGCUGCCCGCUUCGGACGUGCCCGACUCGUACAUCGACGCCUUCGACGCACUGCUGGAAUCGGACCGCGUCGGCAACGGCAACGGCAUCAGCGUCGAGCGCAUCAAGAAGCUCCUUGGCGACAGUGGCCUGCCGAGCGAUACGCAGACCAAGAUCCUGGGGAUAGUGUCGCAGCCAGACCAGUCAAGCGCUGGGCUCGGAAGGAACGAGUUCAACGUGCUCUUUGCGCUGGUUGGACUGGCACAAGAGGGCGACGACGUUACGCUUGACAGCGUCGACGAGAGGAAGAGGAAGCUCCCCGUGCCCUCGAUAUCGCUGCCGAAGAAAACGAAGCCAGAAAGCAAGCCGAGCGAGCCAUCUGCGCCCGCGCGAGAUCCGCCACCGCCUACUCCUUCGCAGCAACAGCCGCCGGCGCAACAGACGUCCACGCCAAGCAGGUCGCGUGCCCCCAUGCGCAAGCAGUCGUUCGGUGACCCAGAGGCAGACCCUUGGGGGAGCCCAGACAUGCAUCGAGGAUACAAUCAUUCGAGCUAUACCACUGUGCCCGUCCAGACGAAUGGCAUAAACGUCCCUCCUACUACAAGGACGACGAGCCAGUUCACCACAAACUCCGCUACAACCAACACCAACCCUACAGCGGACCAGCCCUCGCAGCGGCCUGACUCUAUGGGCGGGGAGGGAGGAUGGGGUGGCUACAAUGGAGGAUCAGACCAAGGCUUCUCCAACUCCGGUCUGGGAGGGGAAGGCUUCGGACAGUCGUCAGGUGGCGAGGGCGGUCCAAGCACUCCUGGGCUGGGGAGAGCAUUGGGCGGCGGACGCAUCGCGGGCGCUGGCCCGGAAGAAGUCGUCACGGUCACAGCCAUAGCCGAGAAAGAGGGCAUGUUCAUGUUCCAGCACCGCAAUUACGAGGUCACCAGCGCGCGCCGCAACAGCAAGGUCAUUCGUCGAUACAGCGAUUUCGUGUGGUUAUUGGAUUGCCUGCACAAGCGGUAUCCGUUCCGCCAGUUGCCUUUGCUGCCUCCCAAGAGGGUCGCUAUCAAUGGCAACUAUCUAGCUACAGAUGCAAGCUUCAUAGAAAAGCGAAGGCGAGGGCUGGCGCGAUUUGCAAACGCACUCGUCAGACACCCAGUACUAAGCCAGGAGCAGCUGGUUAUUAUGUUUUUGACUGUGCCUACGGAACUGGCUGUCUGGCGGAAACAAGCGACAAUCUCCGUCCAGGAAGAGUUUACUGGCAAGACGUUGCCUCCGGACCUGGAGGAUUCACUGCCGAAGACCCUUCCUGAGCUAUUCGAUACCGUUCGAUCUGGCGUCCGCCGGUCAGCCGAAGUGUACAUCAACCUCUGCAACAUGAUGGAGCGUCUCUGCAAACGCAACGAAGGCAUGGCGGCAGAAUUUCUGCGCUUCACAACGGCGCUACAGACCCUCACUGAGGCCUCCAAGGAUACAUAUGCUGCCGAUACCAACGAUGUGCCACUACUGAACGAAGGCCUGAGCUCUACGGCGAAGCAUCUGGAGCAGUCCAGAGUCUUGCUAGAGGAUGAAGCCAAAGGUUCCGAAGAGGGCGUCCUAGAAGAUCUGAAGAGGCAAAGGGAUACCUUGGUUAGCAUGAGAGACAUGUUCGACCGAAAGGACAAAUAUGCGAAGGACAACAUCCCGUAUCUAGAGAAAAGGAUAGCGAACAAUGAGCAGAAGCUGCAGGCCAUUCGGAGUAAGCCUCCGGAGCUGAUAAAGCCGAACGAGGCCGAGAAGGUUGAGGAGUCUAUAUUCAGGGACAAGGAGAGCAUCGUCCAACAACACGCACGAGGAGUGUUCAUCCAAGAGUGCAUCCGUGAUGAGGUCCUCUUCUUCCAACAGAGUCUGUACCAUGUCAGCCGACUGCAUCAGGAUUGGAGUCAGGAGCGCGUCAAGUACGCUGAAUUACAGGCUGAGAACUGGAGGGCGUUGAGUGAAGAAGUCGAAGGCAUGCCUUUGGGUGACUAGUGUUCCAACUGGAAGAAGAAGAGACGGUAAGCUCUGCGGAUGAGGGUCGGCACAAGAUGGGUUCGUAGUCGGCAUAAGCAAGAGCAGGAUGUGGUCCCAGUGUAUUCCAUUUUUGGCUUGAUCAGGCUGUAAUUUGUAUAUCCAUUAUGGAGCGGACGGUACAUAUCUGAGCGCUUUGGACGCCUUCGUCUAAUGUUCGAAUCGUUGAUUUCUGAAGGUAUGGUGUGGGUCCACGUGUAGAUAGCAGUCAGACAGGCACGGGUUCAGACUCGUCAUCAUUGAUGUUUUUCGCUCGC
Molecule: messenger RNA, 2657 nt
Organism: Trematosphaeria pertusa
Lineage: Eukaryota; Fungi; Ascomycota; Dothideomycetes; Pleosporales; Trematosphaeriaceae
Product: sorting nexin-like protein mvp1
Exons: 5
Coding region: 205-2361 (718 amino acids)
Biological process (GO): retrograde transport, endosome to Golgi; protein targeting to vacuole
Cellular component (GO): endosome
Molecular function (GO): phosphatidylinositol-3-phosphate binding
Source: RefSeq, a predicted model, not a curated record